Molecule: messenger RNA, 306 nt
Organism: Vicia faba (fava bean)
Lineage: Eukaryota; Viridiplantae; Streptophyta; Magnoliopsida; Fabales; Fabaceae
Source: the annotation of a GenBank genome assembly
AUGAUGAGAAAACUAGAGAAAUCAGUGUUAUUGUUGAGAGAGACGAAGAAUUCGUUGUGGUUGUUGCAGAUUGACGUUGAUGUGAUGUGCGAAGAGUUGUUGCUGUUGCGGUUCCGUCACAGAGAUCUUAGAGGGGAUAAAGAUGAUGAACUUGUAGAGAAAUUCAAAGAGAAUUCAAAGGAAGUUGCGGAGAAUUUGAGACUGAUGAAACAAGCUGCAUUUACAGGAGACUUCGAAAUGAUGAUGAUGUUGUUGCUUGUAGUGGAAGAAGUUUUGCAACGUGCUGAGAUGAAAGAUGAUCAUUGA